Pongo pygmaeus (Bornean orangutan) is the source of this 3626-nucleotide messenger RNA. RefSeq names its product kinesin light chain 4 (gene KLC4). Gene Ontology annotation, molecular function: kinesin binding. NCBI's taxonomy places the organism in Eukaryota, Metazoa, Chordata, Mammalia, Primates, Hominidae. Gene Ontology annotation, biological process: microtubule-based movement. The record is from RefSeq and is a predicted model, not a curated record. The transcript is spliced from 16 exons. Gene Ontology annotation, cellular component: cytoplasm; kinesin complex. The coding region runs from base 1344 to 3203 and encodes 619 amino acids.
CCAGACCGGCAGAUUGCAGGUGAGUCUUUGAGGGUACCCUGGGGCUGAAGGUUAAGGUCUCUGCCAUCUCUUAUUCUCGCACUCCCAGAAAGAUGAACAAACCCCCUCCAACCAACCUUACAAAAAUCCAGGCUCCAGAACUCCGCCCUUCGCGAUUCUUCCCCGCCCCUCGGCGUCCAGACAGACAGACAGACGGCCUGCCCCGCCCCCUGCGCCACCGACUGACUCAGUCAGUGACCUCGGGGUCGUUAGGCCUCCACGUCCUCGCUGGAGCUGCGGACCUCAGUCGUCCAUCCACACCUCCCCCCUGCCGCCCCCGCCCAUUUCAUUCUCCCAACCCUGGGCCCCAGGGCAGGUCGACAGCCCGAGGCACUCCUCUACUGCGUUUCCAGGCCCAGGAGACCCACUCCAGCGCCGCGGUUCCUUGCGACCCGGCAGCCGUUCAGCAGACCUCCCAUUCUUUCCUGCAUCAUCGGGCAUUAUGGAGGCACCCUACGGUGAUUCCUCUCAGAGCCUGUUUGUAGGUGACCGUGACAGAGACAAAGCCAUGGAAGUGACUGGGUUUGGAGUGACCAGGUGUUCCUCCCUCCCCUUUCCCAGACACGCCUCUUGCUGUAAGAAGACUUCAAAGAUGAGAAACAAGACCCUUCUGAGAAAGCGGGAACACAGUCUGAGUCCUGGGGGGUGAGAAGUAUGGGUUGAAGGUUAGUGGGAAAAUAUGCAGGGCUGACCAGGUUUGGAGAUGCUGGGCUUAGUUCUGCAGAUGACGCAGCCUGAAGACGUUGAGCUUUCUGGGACCCCGUAAUGUGGAUCCUGCAAGGAAGGCUCCUGUUUUCUUCUUUUCCCUUUCUUCCCUGAUUUAACUUUGCAGAGAUUCCUUCCCUUUUUUCUAGACCCCUGCAUUAUUUUCUGCAUAUCUCCCACUUUAACCCUGUGCUGUUUGCAGCUCUCCCACAGACCUUCUGUGAUCCCCAUAGUGCUGUCUCUCAUCCCUUGAUUCCUUUUCCUAACUCAGGCUCUAACUGCUUUUUUGUUCUUUUCCUAAGUCAUAAAUCCUUCUGCUAGUUCUAGCACCUUUGUUCCUACUAUAGUCUUCCUUUAUUUAAGUCAAUUCAUCUCCCUCUCACUUUGCCCACAACCUUAGCUUUGAGUUUAGUGAUCUAGGCUCCCUGCCUGCUGGUCACUCUCUCUCUCCAACUAAGCCACAGGGUCACUCUUACUUUUGUCCCUUCACUUGAAUUCCCACCAUCCUCUGAGAAAGUUGCUCAGCUUCUCUGUCUCAUCUUUACACCAGCCGAACUCUGUUGUUUCUCCCUAGACCGGGCAAGGUCCCCCAGGCCAGGAUGUCAGGCCUGGUGUUGGGGCAGCGGGAUGAGCCUGCAGGCCACCGGCUCAGCCAAGAGGAGAUCCUGGGGAGCACACGGCUGGUCAGCCAAGGGCUAGAGGCCCUACACAGUGAACACCAGGCCGUGCUGCAAAGCCUGUCCCAGACCAUUGAGUGUCUGCAGCAGGGAGGCCAUGAGGAAGGGCUGGUGCAUGAGAAGGCCCGGCAGCUUCGCCGUUCUAUGGAAAACAUUGAGCUCGGGCUGAGUGAGGCCCAGGUGAUGCUGGCUCUAGCCAGCCACCUGAGCACAGUGGAGUCAGAGAAACAGAAGCUGCGGGCUCAGGUGCGGCGGCUAUGCCAGGAGAACCAGUGGCUGCGGGAUGAGCUGGCCGGCACACAGCAGCGGCUACAGCGCAGUGAACAGGCUGUGGCUCAGCUGGAGGAGGAAAAGAAGCACCUGGAGUUCCUGGGGCAGCUGCGGCAGUAUGAUGAGGAUGGACACACUGCGGAGGAGAAAGAAGGCGAUGCCACCAAGGAUUCCCUGGAUGACCUCUUUCCUAAUGAGGAGGAAGAGGACCCCAGCAAUGGCUUGUCCCGUGGUCAAGGUGCUACAGCAGCUCAGCAGGGUGGAUAUGAGAUCCCAGCAAGGUUGCGGACGUUGCACAACCUGGUGAUCCAGUACGCAGCCCAAGGUCGCUAUGAGGUGGCCGUGCCACUCUGUAAGCAGGCACUAGAGGACCUGGAGCGCACAUCAGGCCGUGGCCACCCUGAUGUCGCCACCAUGCUCAACAUCCUUGCUUUGGUGUAUCGGGACCAGAAUAAGUAUAAGGAAGCUGCCCACCUGCUGAAUGAUGCCCUCAGCAUCCGGGAGAGCACCUUGGGACCCGACCAUCCUGCUGUGGCUGCCACACUCAACAAUUUGGCUGUGCUCUAUGGCAAAAGGGGCAAAUACAAGGAGGCAGAGCCUCUGUGCCAGCGGGCACUGGAGAUUCGAGAAAAGGUCCUGGGCACUAAUCAUCCAGAUGUGGCAAAGCAGCUGAACAACCUGGCCCUUUUGUGCCAAAACCAGGGCAAGUAUGAGGCCGUGGAACGCUACUACCAGCGAGCACUGGCCAUCUACGAGGGGCAGCUGGGGCCGGACAACCCUAAUGUAGCCCGGACCAAGAACAACCUGGCUUCCUGUUACCUGAAACAGGGCAAAUAUGCUGAGGCUGAGACACUAUACAAAGAGAUCCUGACCCGUGCCCAUGUGCAGGAGUUUGGGUCUGUGGAUGAUGACCACAAGCCCAUCUGGAUGCAUGCAGAGGAGCGGGAGGAAAUGAGCAAAAGCCGGCACCAUGAGGGUGGGACACCCUAUGCUGAGUAUGGAGGCUGGUAUAAGGCCUGCAAAGUGAGCAGCCCCACAGUGAACACUACUCUGAGAAACUUGGGAGCUCUGUAUAGGCGCCAGGGAAAGCUGGAGGCCGCUGAGACCCUGGAGGAAUGUGCCUUGCGGUCCCGGAGACAGGGCACUGACCCUAUCAGCCAGACCAAGGUGGCAGAGCUGCUUGGGGAGAGUGACGGUAGAAGGACCUCCCAGGAGGGCCCUGGAGACAGUGUGAAAUUUGAGGGAGGUGAAGAUGCUUCUGUGGCUGUGGAGUGGUCCGGGGAUGGCAGUGGGACCCUGCAGAGGAGUGGCUCUCUUGGCAAGAUCCGGGAUGUGCUCCGCAGAAGCAGUGAACUCCUGGUGAGGAAGCUCCAGGGAACUGAGCCUCGGCCCUCCAGCAGCAACAUGAAGCGAGCAGCCUCCUUGAACUAUCUGAACCAACCUAGUGCAGCACCCCUCCAGGUCUCCCGGGGCCUCAGUGCCAGCACCAUGGACCUCUCUUCAAGCAGCUGACAUUCAACCCAGCCCCCAGGUCUGCUGGGUCCCCCCACCCCCACAGCCCUCACAGCAUUCCCCAUUGCUCCUGGCUCUUCCCCACCCCUAGGUGGGACAGUGAAGGGGAGCAGUUUAACCAGAAGAUUGCUGCUGCCCUUAGGGUCUCAGCUCCCUCCUCAGGAAUCCCUCUUAGGAAGGACCCUCAGGAUACCCUCUCUGCACCCUGUGGUCCUCUAGAGUAGCUAGCUCUGAGGCCCCAAGGUGGGUACAAAGCAGGUAUGGCCCUCAGAGAUGCAGCCUGCUGCUGGCUUUUCAGUCAGAGGGUUGGGGGCUGGCCAGCCAAGCUGCCUUGCCCUGGCUGCUCUUACUCCCUCCCUCUGCUGUCUCACUUCAGGUCCAUGUAUUUCACUUUUCUUAAAUAAAAGAAUCAGGUAACCUUUC